Messenger RNA from Alternaria metachromatica, 864 nucleotides. RefSeq lists its product as uncharacterized. The transcript has 2 exons. Gene Ontology annotation, biological process: transcription by RNA polymerase III. Bases 1 to 864 code for a protein of 287 amino acids. The record is from RefSeq and is a predicted model, not a curated record. Lineage: Eukaryota; Fungi; Ascomycota; Dothideomycetes; Pleosporales; Pleosporaceae.
AUGCCGCCAGCAAGAGGAGGACGGGGUGGUGGCCGCGGAGGUUCGCGCGGAGGUGCCUUCAAUCCCGCGCGAGGAACCGUGACGAUUGCGGGAACGGAGCUCAACUGGGAUCUUACUGGCCUCGACAUUCAGAAGGGCCCUGCCGAGCGCUUUCCAGAAGCACCACCUCCCCAAGCGCCUCCACCAACCGACGAUGAGCUAGCCAUGGUAAAGCACCACCUCGCAGUCCGCGACCGCAUCCACGAAGGCCCCUUCUACACGAUCCUCAACGACGGCAUGAAGAACGGGCUAAAGCGCAAGGCCAACGAGCCCGCCCCCACCGAAGCCUCGCUCUUCGACCCCUUCACCGGCAACCAGACCUACUCCGCGAAAUACCUAAAAGUGCGCCGGCGCCUCCCAAAGCUAGACGCGCGACCAUACGGCAAGUUUCCACGAAACCAUCACACGACCGUCAAUAUGGAACUAACACCCCACGCAGUCGUCGACCUCUUCCCCACCGAACUCCGCACAACCCUCACCGGCACAACCAGCACCACCUCCUCCAAUACAAAAAAGCCCGCCCGCCGCACCCUCGCCGUAACAAAAGUAAGCAGCGUCUCCCAAAUCGAGCGCCUGAUAAAAUCCGAACAAGAGCGCACCAACGAAGCGGAAGCGCGCGCCGAAGAAGACGACGACGACGCCGAAGCCGAAGACGACGAGAUCGACGAGGAGAAACCUGAUGCCGUUGAUGAGGAGGAUAAUUGGAGCGCCGCCAGUACGGAUUCAGAGGAGAGCGACGAUGAUUAUAAUGCGGAGCAGUAUUUUGACAAUGGCGAGGAUGAGGAUAUUGAUGAUGCGGAUCCGUAUGAGAAUACUUAUGAAUAA